AUGGCUUCGCCCGGCUCACCCAGACUAGUCGACUCAUUUACCGCGCCGAGGGAGGUUUUGCAGGAAUUCGCAGACCUCGCCGAGGAAGAAAACGUCGACCCUUUUGCCGAGACGGCCUCGAAGCGGCAGAUUGCUUCAAGGCAGUCAGACUACCACAACCGCCGCUUCAAACGCCAGGCCCACGAGGGCGAUGAUGCUUUCAAAGCUGUGGAGGAGGGAAAGGACGUCGAGGGCGGGUAUAAGGAUGCAAUGAGGCUGCAGAGGCUCGAGAAGGAGGAGGAGCGAGUUCGGAGGGCUAUCGAGGAAAGGGAGAGGCAGGCGCGGGAUGAGGACAAGGUGAAGAUGGACCUGGACAAGACGCCGCCCAGGGCGGAAAUCGAGGCUGCUGCCAAGGAGCUUGCGGGGACGAAGCGCAAGCGGCGCUGGGAUGAGCCUGCGGAGGACAAGGAGAACAAGGAGGUCAAGGGCGGUGAGUGGUCCAAGGAAGCUCUGGAGGACGCUGCUCCUAAAAAGCGUCGUUCACGCUGGGACGCGACCCCCGCCGACGUCAACGCCGUCGGGGAGACACCGAAGAGAUCCCGCUGGGACCAGACACCCGCGUCCUCCGGCCAAGAUGUGCCAAUGACGCCUAUUAUCAUGAAUGCGCCCGGGUUCAUGCAAGAAGACAAGCAUAAUCGCUAUCUGACGGACGAAGAGCUCGACGCAAUUCUCCCCGCGACUGGAUAUGCAAUCGUCACACCGCCUCCUGGAUACGCGCCUCUAGUUCGUCCCCCAAAGUUUGCAACACCUGUCACAGAGGUCGGUGGUUUCCAGAUUCAGGAGAGCUCAGAUGCUGCCGCCGUUGCUGCUGCAGCAGGUCUCGCGCCGGAACUCCCCACGGAGAUUCCGGGCGUCGGCAGUCUUGCGUUCUUCAAGGCGGAGGACGCACAGUACUUUGCCAAGAUUUUGAAGGAGGAGGACGAGACGGAGCUCUCGGUUGAGGAGAUGAAGGAGCGCAAGAUCAUGCGACUCCUUCUUAAAAUUAAGAACGGUACGCCUCCCGUUCGCAAAACUGCCCUCCGACAGAUUACCGACAAAGCUCGUGAAUUUGGGGCUGGGCCUUUGUUCGACAAGAUUUUGCCUCUGCUCAUGGAACGCACGCUCGAGGACCAAGAACGCCACUUACUCGUCAAAGUCAUCGACCGUGUCCUGUACAAGCUCGAUGAUCUCGUACGUCCUUACGUCCACAAAAUUCUCGUCGUCAUUGAGCCCCUCCUAAUCGACGAAGACUACUACGCUCGUGUCGAGGGUCGGGAGAUCAUCUCCAACUUGUCAAAGGCUGCCGGUCUCGCUCACAUGAUUUCCACAAUGCGACCUGAUAUCGACCAUGCUGACGAGUAUGUGCGUAACACGACGGCUCGCGCGUUCUCGGUUGUCGCUUCGGCUCUCGGCAUCCCAUCUUUGCUCCCCUUCUUGAAGGCUGUGUGUAGGAGCAAGAAGUCCUGGCAGGCUCGUCAUACAGGUAUCCGGAUCGUCCAGCAAAUUGCGAUUAUGAUGGGUUGCGCCGUGUUACCUCACUUGCGCAAUUUAGUCGACUGUAUCGCUCACGGUUUGCAAGACGAACAACAGAAGGUGAGGACAAUGACUGCCCUAGGUCUGGCAGCAUUGGCCGAAGCCGCGGCGCCGUACGGUAUUGAAUCGUUCGACAACGUCCUCAAGCCUCUGUGGGUCGGUAUCCGUGUGCACCGAGGCAAAAGCUUGGCAGCUUUCCUGAAGGCUAUCGGUUUCAUUCUGCCGCUGAUGGAUCCCGAGUAUGUGUCCUACUAUAUCAAGGAGGUCACCAUCAUCCUUAUUCGCGAAUUCCAAACGUCCGACGAGGAGAUGAAGAAGAUUGUUCUGAAGGUCGUCCAGCAGUGUGCGGCUACGGAAGGUGUCACACCUCAGUACAUCAAGCACGACAUCUUGCCCGAUUUCUUCAAAGCAUUCUGGGUCCGUCGGAUGGCGCUUGACCGGAGAAAUUAUCGCCAAGUAGUGGAGACGACGGUCGAGUUGGCGCAGAAGUCGGGCGUAGCCGAGAUUGUCGGCAGGAUCGUCAACGAGCUCAAGGACGAGGCUGAGCCGUACCGUAAGAUGGUCAUGGAGACGAUCACGAAAGUCGUGGCUUCUCUGGGAGCGUCGGACAUUGAUGAGCGGUUGGAAGUCAGGUUGGUUGACGGUAUCAUCUAUUCUUUCCAAGAGCAGACAACCGAAGACCAGGUAAUGCUGGAUGGGUUCGGAACCGUUGUCAAUGCGUUGGGCAUCCGCGUCAAGCCUUACUUGACUCAAAUUGUGUCUACUAUCCUGUGGCGUUUGAACAACAAGAGCGCCAAGGUUCGUCAACAAGCAGCCGACCUUACCACGCGUCUCGCGGUUGUUAUCAAGCAGUGUGGUGAAGAUCAACUCCUCAGCAAGCUCGGACUGGUCCUAUUUGAACAGCUUGGAGAAGAAUACCCCGAUACUUUAGGCAGUAUCAUCGCUGCAGAAGGUGCCAUCGCGAACGUGGUCGGUAUGACCCAGAUGAACCCUCCGGUGAAAGAUCUUCUUCCUCGCAUGACCCCUAUCCUUCGUAACCGGCACGAGAAGGUGCAAGAGGCUACAAUUAACUUGAUUGGCCGUAUCGCUGAUCGUGGCGCUGAAUUUGUGCCUGCGAGGGAAUGGAUGCGUAUCUGUUUCGAGUUGCUCGAUCUGUUGAAGGCCCACAAGAAGGGUAUCCGUCGUGCUGCUGUCAACUCAUUCGGUUAUAUCGCGAAGAGUCUGGGUCCUCAAGAUGUUUUGCAAGUGCUGCUUACAAACUUGCGUGUCCAAGAGCGUCAGAGCCGAGUAUGUAGUACGGUGGCCAUUGCUAUUGUGGCAGAAACUUGCGGCCCUUUCACUUGCAUUCCGGCUAUCUUAAACGAGUACCGUACGGCAGAGUUGAAUGUUCGGACAGGAUGCUUGAAGGCCCUGUCAUUUGUUUUCGAAUAUGUCGGACCCCAAUCGGCGUACUAUGCAGAUUCAGUUGUCACAAUGCUGGAGGAUGCAUUGACUGAUCGCGAUCUCGUGCAUCGUCAAACGGCAAGCACCAUCGUCAAACAUCUCGCGCUCGGCGUUGCCGGCCUUGGAUGCGAAGAUUCCAUGCUUCACUUGAUGAAUCUCGUCUGGCCGAACUGCUUCGAGACAUCUCCUCAUGUCAUCGGCGCCGUUAUGGAGGCAAUUGAAGCGAUGCGUGUAACGCUUGGGCCUGGUGUUCUGCUCAGCUACGUGUUACAAGGACUGUUCCAUCCCGCGCGGAAGGUCAGGGAGGUGUACUGGCGUAUUUAUAAUUCUCUUUAUCUCGGGGCGGCUGACGCACUCGUACCAUUCUUCCCCGAUUUGGGAGAGCUCAGCGAGGGCCAAAAUGUGUAUGACCGGCACCCUUUGCAGAUGUUUGUUUAG
Fibroporia radiculosa is the source of this 3432-nucleotide messenger RNA. RefSeq lists its product as uncharacterized. Lineage: Eukaryota; Fungi; Basidiomycota; Agaricomycetes; Polyporales; Fibroporiaceae. Gene Ontology annotation, biological process: spliceosomal complex assembly. The transcript is spliced from 5 exons. Gene Ontology annotation, molecular function: mRNA binding. The record is from RefSeq and is a predicted model, not a curated record. Gene Ontology annotation, cellular component: U2 snRNP; catalytic step 2 spliceosome; U12-type spliceosomal complex. The coding region runs from base 1 to 3432 and encodes 1143 amino acids.